CGGCGACUCGCUCGGUCCCUCCCUCCUGUGUCCGUCCGUCCAUCCGUCCGUGCGUCUGUCCGUUCGGCACCGGUCCGGCCCGAAGCAUGGCCGGCGUCAGCUUCAGCGGUCACCGCCUGGAGCUGUUGGCGGCGUACGAGGAGGUGAUCCGGGAGGAGAGCGCGGCCGACUGGGCGCUAUACACAUAUGAGGAUGGCUCAGAUGACCUCAAACUUGCUGCGUCAGGAGAAGGGGGCUUGCAGGAGCUCUCAGGCCACUUCGAGAACCAGAAAGUGAUGUACGGCUUCUGCAGCGUCAAGGACUCCCAGGCUGCCCUGCCAAAAUAUGUGCUCAUCAACUGGGUUGGUGAAGAUGUGCCUGAUGCCCGCAAGUGCGCUUGUGCCAGCCACGUGGCUAAGGUGGCUGAGUUUUUCCAGGGGGUGGAUGUGAUCGUGAAUGCCAGCAGCGUGGAGGACAUCGAUGCAGGCGCUAUUGGGCAGCGACUCUCCAAUGGGCUAGCGCGACUCUCCAGCCCUGUAUUGCACCGACUGCGGCUUCGGGAGGAUGAGAAUGCUGAGCCGGUGGGCACCACCUACCAGAAGACAGAUGCAGCUGUGGAAAUGAAGCGGAUUAACCGUGAGCAGUUCUGGGAGCAGGCCAAGAAGGAGGAAGAGCUGAGGAAGGAGGAGGAACGGAAGAAGGCUCUGGAUGCCAGGCUCAGGUUUGAGCAAGAGCGCAUGGAACAGGAGCGGCAGGAGCAGGAGGAGCGUGAGCGGCGCUACCGAGAGCGCGAGCAACAGAUUGAGGAACACAGGAGGAAACAGCAGACUCUAGAAGCUGAAGAGGCCAAGAGAAGAUUGAAGGAACAGUCUAUCUUUGGUGACCAGCAAGAUGAGGAGGAAGAGACCCAGAUGAAGAAGUCCGAAUCGGAGGUAGAGGAGGCAGCUGCCAUUAUUGCCCAGCGGCCUGACAACCCACGGGAGUUCUUUAAGCAGCAAGAAAGAGUUGCAUCGGCCUCCGUGGGCAGCUGUGAUGCGCCCUCACCCCUCAACCACCGGCCAGGUCGUCCGUACUGCCCUUUCAUAAAGGCAUCGGACAGUGGGCCUUCCUCCUCCUCCUCUUCCUCCUCUUCCCCUCCACGGACUCCCUUUCCCUAUAUCACCUGUCACCGCACCCCAAACCUCUCUUCCUCCCUCCCAUGCAGCCACCUGGACAGCCACCGGAGGAUGGCACCCACUUCCAUCCCCACCCGGAGCCCAUCUGAUUCCAGCACAGCCUCUACCCCUGUCACUGAGCAGAUUGAACGGGCCCUGGAUGAGGUCACAUCCUCGCAGCCUCCACCACUGCCCCCACCGCCCCCGCCAGUUCAAGAGGCCCAGGAGUCCAGCCCUAUUCUGGAAGGUGAAGAGACCAGCAAGGAGGUCAGAGUAGCAGCAACCCCUCAGGCCUGGAGCAGCUGUGUGGAGGAGCCCCCUCAGGCACAAGAGCCUCCCCGGGAGCCAGGAAGCCCUGUGCAGGAUUUGAUGUUCAUGGAGACUCCAGAGCAGGCCGUCCUGGCUGAGCCUGCCAUCACUACCACCUCCUCCACCACCUCAGUAGCUGACAUUGUUGAGACCAACACUGACACCACUAUUGCCAAUAACGUCUCCCCUGCCGCUGCCAGCCUCAUUGAUCUAUGGCCUGGCAACGAGGAAGAGACCUCAGCACCCCAGGCUGAGCCCAGGGUGCCCACACCACCCUUGGGUGCUGAGGUCCCCCUAGCAGAGGUGCCUCUGUUGGAUGAGGUGGCUCAGGAGCCAGUGCCACCAGUGAGUGAAGGCUGUGCCAACCUUCUUAAUUUUGACGAGCUGCCUGAGCCACCAGCUACCUUCUGUGACCCAGAAGAGGAAGUAGAAGGGGAGCCCUCGGCUGUCCCCGAGGCCCCCACUCUGCCUUCAGCUCUUGAGGAGGUAGAUCAGGAGGUGGAACAGGAACUGGAGCCGGAACCCCACCUACUGACGAAUGGGGAGACCACCCAGAAGGAGGGAACCCAGCAGGCCAGCGAAGGGUAUUUCAGUCAGUCACAGGAGGAGGAGUUUGCCCAAUCAGAAGAGCUGUGUGCAAAGGCUCCACCUCCUGUGUUCUACAACAAACCUCCAGAAAUCGACAUCACCUGCUGGGAUGCAGACCCACUACCUGAAGAGGAAGAAGGCUUUGAGGGUGGCGACUAGUGAUGGCACCUGCACUCUGGCCUCCCUUGCCAAGGCCGCCCACCACGGGCCUCCGACCAGAUGGCCAGCAGUGCCUGCAUUAGCAGCAGCUCCGCCUGGCACUCACUCUGGAUUCUGGCACUGGCCAGGGACUUGUCUGCUUACCUACCCACAGGGCCUGACUUUUACAGCUUUUUUCUUUUUCUUUUUUUUUAAAGUUGAUAGACUUGUACAGUUGACUGGUUUUCCUUCUGUUGGUAGUUGAGAUGCUGUUGCCAAUACCACUCUCCUUGCCCAGACCAGAUUGUAGCUUAGUCCUCCCCACUCAGCUGGCCAGGGUGGUGACCAACCCUUCUUGGGACCUGGUGUGUGUGUGUGUGUGGGGGGGGGGUUCUGGUGAAAAAAAUGUCCCUUCACCUCUUUUCCUAGUUUUGUUUCUUGAAAAAUAUCACUUUGUAUUCUCUGUCCAGGGCUUCAGAUAUUUUGCACGAAUUUUAAAAUAAGGCAAUAAAUGGCUCGUGGGCUCUGGCUCCCUGGGACCCCCUCCCCUUCUCUUAGUCCCUCCCUGCCUGGUCCAAAGGAAGUAGCAGGCCCACCUGGGGCUCCUUGACUUCCUGCCCUCUCCUGCCGGGCAGGUCCCAGGCUGGAGGUCUUAGGCAUGAUUCAGGUCAGGGCUAUAGGUGAGACGGACCCAAGGAGUUGGGUGGCGCCUCCUGAACUCCUUUGCUUUUUUUUCUUCUUCUUUCACGUUCAGUACGGGUUUUUUAGUUUUUCUGGGGGAAGCACAAAUUUCUGUAACGGGUCGUGCUCAUGUCUGUUAAUAAAGAACUCCAGAUCCCUUCGGGCCUGCUGCUGUGGGCCUUGAGGGCUUGAUCUGGCUUGGGCUCCUGCCCUAA
Molecule: messenger RNA, 3064 nt
Organism: Jaculus jaculus (lesser Egyptian jerboa)
Lineage: Eukaryota; Metazoa; Chordata; Mammalia; Rodentia; Dipodidae
Gene: Dbn1
Product: drebrin 1
Exons: 15
Coding region: 87-2189 (700 amino acids)
Biological process (GO): positive regulation of axon extension; postsynaptic actin cytoskeleton organization; positive regulation of dendritic spine morphogenesis
Cellular component (GO): postsynaptic membrane; site of polarized growth; plasma membrane
Molecular function (GO): actin filament binding
Source: RefSeq, a predicted model, not a curated record